AUGACAAACCAGCCCUCUUCAUCCUCCCAGCCGGCGCCCGCGCCAAAGGCCCAGCAACAGCAACAACAAACUCAAAAACAACAACCCCAAAACAACGGCAGCGGUACCGGUAACAACGGCCGUCCCCAAGUCAGAACCCCAGAGCCACGCCAGUCCAAGGACCGCAUCAUCAAUGGCCACAGAGGGGACGGCUCCGACCGCUCGCCUAGCACUCCGGGCCACCUGGCGCCCUUCGACUGGGAGGAUUUCGAGGCACGAUAUGAAGAAGCGUUGGCAGAUGCUGAUCUGCAGGAACAGGAGUUGUUGAAGGAGUUUGAGGAUCUUGUCAAGUUUUUCAAUGUCUGGGCCUCAGCCGCUUCGGUCAACGACACCGAGCGCGGGGUCAAACGUCUCCAAACCAGAGAACGAUACGUCAAAAUUGCGGAACAGAGCCUGUCGCAGAAAAAGAAGCAUCUCUCCGAGGUUGUCCGCGCUUUUCAAAGUGCCCUGGCGCUCCUGAGCCAAAACUAG
Molecule: messenger RNA, 510 nt
Organism: Dichotomopilus funicola
Lineage: Eukaryota; Fungi; Ascomycota; Sordariomycetes; Sordariales; Chaetomiaceae
Exons: 3
Coding region: 1-510 (169 amino acids)
Source: RefSeq, a predicted model, not a curated record